Stylophora pistillata is the source of this 1831-nucleotide messenger RNA. RefSeq lists its product as uncharacterized. Lineage: Eukaryota; Metazoa; Cnidaria; Anthozoa; Scleractinia; Pocilloporidae. The record is from RefSeq and is a predicted model, not a curated record. Gene Ontology annotation, molecular function: methyltransferase activity.
CGACGGUGGACAGUGUUACCGAUUUAGAAAGUUCGUCAUUGACGUAAAGCUGCUGUCAUGCAACAGAUGCCGUAACGCAUAAUAAAGUAUUUAUGAGCGUUAUUUCAUUUUCAAUGUUCAUGAUAAUUUUAACAGUCAAGGAAAAGAACACGACUGAUCGCUUCAAGAACAGUAUAGCUGAAAGGAUUUAAGGGAUAACAAGGAAAGAAACAAUAAUAAGAAGACUUUUAAAGGAGUACGAUGUCUGCGAGUGGUGAAAAGUUUCAGUCUCCUCAUAGUCACAUCCCGUAUGGCACAGAUGGGUCUGGGUUCUACUCAGAUAACACCAUUGGAUGUUAUAAUGUGAUCUUAGAGUCCGCGCCUCUAGUAUUGGAGAGUGUCAAAUCAGUUUUGCUGAGGCCUGGGUCGGCUUUUACUAUCGCGGACUACGGAUGUGCAGACGGGGGCACCUCUAUGCCAUUGCUCUACGCAUGCGUUAAAGAAUUACGAAAAAUUCAUGGUGACGAUUUGCCCAUUCAAGUGAUUUACGAGGAUCAACCAGUCAACGAUUUCAAGUCCUUUUUCCUUCGUCUGCAGGGUCUAAUACCAGGCCCAAAAAGUUACGUUUUAGAUUUCUCCAACGUAUUCGUCGCAGCGUGCGGCACAAGCUUCUACAGUCAAUGUCUGCCUCCUGAGUCUCUGAAUUUGCUAUUUUCAUCCACUGCAAUGCACUGGCUCCGUGAAAAACCGUGCAGCUUAACAGGGGCGUUACAUCACACCAUGAUCACCCUUCCGGAGGAGGCCGAGAAAUUUAGGAAUCAGGCCGCAAAGGACUGGGAAACUUUGCUGCUGGCGAGAGCGAAAGAACUAGCACCAAGUGGCAGGAUGGUUCUUGUGCAAUUCGUAGUUGACGACGAAGGACAGCACCUUGGGACAACGAAGAACACACCAGCCUCCAUGCAUCACACAAUGAGAGAUUUAUGGAAACUAUUAGUUCACGAUGGUGUCAUAACACAGGAAGAAUUCAACAAGACGACAUUUAUAAACUACUAUCGCACGGUAAAGGAGUUUAAGAAACCAUUUGAAUCAGCGGACUCACCCGUUCGAAAAGCUGGUUUGUCACUCGUUUCCAUAGAAACCAAAGUGGUAUCCUGCCCUUACAGAGAAAAAUGGCUCAAGAACGGUGGUGAUCCUAAAGCGCACGCGCGUUGGUUCAUUCCUACGACAAGGACUUGGAGCAAUGCAACAUUUAUGUCUGGCCUCUCGGACUCUCGCUCUCAAGAGGAGAAGGACGCCAUUGUUGAUGAAUUCUUCAAACGUUACGAAGAUCUUGUUGCCAAGCAUCCGGAGGAUCAUGGGAUGGAUUACGUUCAUGCCUACAUAGUUAUCGCGAAGAACUGACUCACAAAUGUCACUUGAUUUCGAUUACAAACAACUGAAACACUCUCGCUCGAUGAGUUCAUAAGUUCUAUUAGAUAUAAGUUGUCAUGCUGUUGGAUUUUUUGUUUUUCAACGUCUGGAAUCGUUAGAAAAAAAAUGUUGGUUUAUUUUGCUCUCUGGAGCUCAGCUACUGAAUCCAAUCCUUCAUUUGACAGGCUCGCUAUUUUCGAUGGUCGAUUAAAAAAAUACUGUACUGUUUGAAGAGAAAGAAAAUUUCUUCGGCAAAACGUCUCCCGAACAAACAUUCUAAAGAAUUUGUUGAUGAACCCACAAGCACCACCCUGUUUGAUGCCACUCCCUUGUCGCCUAAAAUGUCUCUUUACAGUUAGCCUUCGUUCCUUACUGUCUGGAAAAAAUAACUUCUUCACUGUACACCAUCUUAAAGCAUCAAGCAAAUCAUUUUCCUUGUUCA